Brassica napus (rape) is the source of this 566-nucleotide messenger RNA. RefSeq lists its product as uncharacterized. The record is from RefSeq and is a predicted model, not a curated record. Lineage: Eukaryota; Viridiplantae; Streptophyta; Magnoliopsida; Brassicales; Brassicaceae. The transcript has a single exon. Bases 1 to 306 code for a protein of 101 amino acids.
AUGGGAAUGAAAUGCCUAUUACCCCCGGCUUUCACUCAAAUGUUUGGCUACUCUUCAAACCAAUUCAAUCAAACCAGCAACUUCGUAAACACCCACAACAAAAUAAAGGUGAUGGAGAGAGAGGAAUUUCCAGGUGGGUUUCAAGUUCCUCUUCACUACCCUAAAUACUCCAAGUCUGAUUAUGAAGCCAUGGAUGAUCUUAGCCUUGACUUGCUCCUCAAACAAUAUGGAAUCUCCCUCGAAGGAUCUCUUGAAGACAAGAGGGUCUUUGCAAUGGAGUCAUUUCUCUGGCCAGACCAGCUUUAGAGUUUAUUUAUGUUUGGUGUUUGUAUAUCCAAGUCUCAUCUCCACCAACGUCCGAUCCUAUCAUGAUGAGCCUAAGAUUAAAUAUUUUAGAAUUAUGAUAAAUCAUGACAUAUAUCAAUCACUUUGUAAUCAAGUUUGUCUAUUAUAUGUUUAUAUUUGGGAGCUUUAUAUGUACAUGUAUGAAAAACUUUUGAAGCAUGUUAUUUACACCUAUGUAUCACCAUGAGUGCAUUAACUAAUAACAUCUUUCUUGUUUUUAA